AAAUAAUCCAAUAAAAUAAAAUUAAAAUUUGAAGUUUGCUUACAUAUUUAGAAAAAGUCAGGGUAGACUAAUGGUAGUAUACUAGGAAGAUGACAAGCUCAAAUGCAUCAAAUCAAAUCUCAUUAGAAAGUGUAGAAACUGCGAGGAACCAGGGGAUUGAACACUUUAUGAUAAGUUUUACAGACUUGUUAGGAGUCCACAGAAGCAAACUAAUUCCAGUCCGGGCCCUAGACCAGCUGACAGGAGGUCAAGGUCACGAUUUAGGGGUAGCACAAAUUUUUGGCCUUGGACCUACAUCCUCUGAUAUCUUUGCAAGAAUAAGUGAUGCUUCACAGUGUAUACGGUUACCAUGGGAACCAUCUAUUGUUUGGGCACCUGUAGACUUAUAUGUAGAUGGGGAGCCCCUGAAUAGAUCACCUAGGUGGGCACUGAAGAACCAAGUUGCAAAAGCUAAAGAACUUGGAUAUGUCAUGAAAAGUGGAGUGGAAGUCGAAUUUAUUCUCAUGGAAUUAGAGGGAAAGAAAUGUGCUGACCAAAAUUUUGUGCAAGGUUUACCCUUUCAUGAUGCGCAGAGGUUGUACCGAAGGAGAGAGUUCCUAACUAAGAUUUUGAAAUAUACAGAAGAGCUUGGCUGGGAACCAUAUGGGCUUGUAGCUGAGGGAAAUUAUGGCCAGUUUGAACUUAAUUAUGGAUUCUAUGAUGCAUUGACAACUGCUGAUAGACACCUCUUCUUCAAGUUUAUGGUAAAGGAGAUAGCAAGAGAAUGUGGGUAUAGAGCAACAUUUAUGCCCAGACCUCUACACACGGUAUGCAAUAAUGGGUGUCAUGUGCAUGUGUCUUUAUGGGACUCAUCAAACAAAAAUCUGUUUCCAAAAGAAACUGGGCUCUCAGAGAUUGCUCAUCAGUUUAUAGGUGGCGUUCUAAAGCAUGCUCAGGCAUCAAUGGCAUUUGUAGCACCCACUGUGAACAGUUAUAAAAGAGUGAACAGUAAAGAAUGGUGUCCGUUCACAGUGUCUUACUCGGGGAACAAUAGAUGUCACUUGAUUCGCAUUCCAGACAAAGAAAGGAUAGAGAUCCGUCACCCUGAUACUUCAGCCGACCCCUACCUCUUGCAGGCUACAAUACUAGCAUCUGGACUUGAUGGCAUUAGGAAUGCAAUAGAUCCUGGGCCGCCAAGAUUCGACAAUCUAUUUGACUCCAAAAUAAAGGACCACGGCCUUCCAUUAUUACCAACAAAUUUAAAGGAAGCUCUGACAGCUUUGAAACAGGAUGUAUACUUCACUGAACAAUUUGGGGAACCCCUCGUUGAUGCGUUUUUGGACACUAAAACCAGAGAAUGGGGAGAAUAUAGCCAGGUGCUAACUGACUGGGAGUUAAAUCAUUAUUUAGAUUGUUAAUCAAUUGAGCAUCUGAGCAAAAGAGGGUGCUAUCAGCACAAGAUACAUGUAUACCAUGCACAAAUGAAAGAAUUAAUUAAUCGGUAAUU
Messenger RNA from Owenia fusiformis, 1486 nucleotides. The record is from the annotation of a GenBank genome assembly. NCBI's taxonomy places the organism in Eukaryota, Metazoa, Annelida, Polychaeta, Sabellida, Oweniidae.